Molecule: messenger RNA, 1656 nt
Organism: Procambarus clarkii (red swamp crayfish)
Lineage: Eukaryota; Metazoa; Arthropoda; Malacostraca; Decapoda; Cambaridae
Source: RefSeq, a predicted model, not a curated record
GAUUAUCCGGUGACUUGCCAGGUAUAUAUAUGUUCCCAGCACAGUAAGACGCCACAAGACGCCUGCCUGCCUGCCUGCCUGCCUGCCUGCCUGCCUGCCUGCCUGCCUGUUCUCGAUUACUAAGAGUCUGCUGUAGCACCAUGAUGAUGAUGAGAGUGGUGACGUGUGUGGUGGUGGUGACGGCGGCGGUGCUGGUCCUUGUUGACGCCGCCCCCCAGACUGGUGCUCCUCUAGGCCAGUCGCGUCCGGAGACCAGCUCCCAAGUCAUGAUCACCCUGGCACAAGAGCUGUGUGAGCAGCAAGGCAAGGGCCGCUGCGUCGCCCGUGUGGCCGAGUGCCUGAAGGACCAGAGUCCGGUGAAGCCCUCAGACUGUUCCGUGUGGAAGCAACAGAUGUUGGCCAACAUCACCACCUGCGCCAGGCAGCUGGACUACAGCUUCACUCCCCCUCCAUCCCCAGAAGACAUCUCCCUGAGCAGUGAGAGCGGUGAGAGCGAGGAGAACAGCGAGGAGACUUAUGAAUACUACGAAGAACUGGAGACAUUCCUCAAGAAAACCAAUUUCCUUCAAGACCAGUUGGUGCCCAUGGUUCGCUGCCUCCUGACGGAGAACCAGAUGCUUGAGAAGUUCAGCUGGUGCGUCAACCAAUAGGAACCCUCGCUGAACGUCACGAGUCACGGACACCUCUCAACACCUCUCAAUACAAACUUCGUUAUAAAUCUACUGGAAAACUUACCCGAGAACUUAGUUGCACUCACCCACGCCAGCACACUCACGCCAGCACACUCACUGCAAACAGUGUUACUACACUGCACUUUCAUAACCUAGGUGUCCACGUGUCUUGUUGUGUAACUAAGGUUAACUUAACCUUAGAAUGAUGAGGCAGAGUAUGAGGCAGUAGCAACGGUCACAGUCUGGCCUGAAGCAAGGGAACGCGUCCGUUGCGUCAACCACCACAGCAACAACGGUCACCGCCUGGCCUGAAGCAAGGGAACGCGUCCGUUGCGUCAACCACCACAGCAACAACGGUCACAGUCUGGCCUGAAGCAAGGGAACGCGUCCGUUGCGUCAACCACCACAGCAACAACGGUCACCGCCUGGCCUGAAGCAAGAGAACGCGUCCGUUGCGUCAACCACCACAGCAACAACGGUCACCGCCUGGCCUGAAGCAAGGGAACGCGUCCGUUGCGUCAACCACCACAGCAACAACGGUCACCGCCUGGCCUAAAGCAAGAGAACGCGUCCGUUGCGUCAACCACCACAGCAACAACGGUCACCGCCUGGCCUGAAGCAAGAGAACGCGUCCGUUGCGUCAACCACCACAGCAACAACAGCAGCCCCUCACCUUAACAACAGCAGCCCCUCACCUCAACAACAGCAGCCCCUCACCUUAACAACAGCAGCCCCUCACCUCAACAACAGCAGCCCCUCACCUUAACAACAACAGCCCCUCACCUUAACAACAACAGCCCCUCACCUUAACAACAGCAGCCCCUCACCUCAACAACAGCAGCGGACAGCUGGGUGGUGCUGUGUGUUCUGCGGUCUUUCCUUCAGCUUCAUAUUAGUCAUUUAGGUUAUCUUCACCGCGCUGCGGACAUUAGGCGACCAGCGCGCAAAACUUAACUUUUCUGCUUAAUAAAUCUUUUGGCAAAUA